AUGCGUGCCAAAAAGGAGUUUCUGGCCCAGGUUGGCAUCCCUACUCAACGCUCCACCCUCGAUGCUCUGCGCACAUGUGAUGAAGCUGCCCUCCUGCUGAGGGGCGCUGCCGUCCCGCCCCAGCUGGGCGCCCUGGAGCCCCCAUCAGGCAGCUCGACCUCGGCCCUGUUAUCACUCGACAGCUCCCGAGGAGUAUCCCCUGACGCUGCUACGGCUUCUGCGGGGGAUGCUGCGGCUGCUGGUGCUCGCCCUGCUUCGGCCAGGUUCGCCUCGCCCGCGCCUACGAGUUCCCGGCCGGCGCUGGGUUCAUCCCCGUCACCCCGGCAAUCUCAGGGAGGCUUGGCCGACCCACCCACCUCCCCUCAAACCAGCCCCUCGCGCCAGCUGAAUAGUGCGAUCGACGGCAUCUCGCAGGCGGCCUACGAGAUUGUCUCCCUUCCCGCUGUCUUCAUCACUCCCAAGAUCUUAGAGCUGUACGUCGGCCUUCAGUCCCGUCUUGGGAGGCCUGAAACCCUGCCAGAGGUCUUCUCCAUGUAUAGGUCAAAACCGGUGCCGCAGGCUCACGGGGCUACCAUCAGAUACAUUGAGCAAAACCCAAACAAGGCGGCAAACGCUGUGGCACCCAGCGUCGCUGAAACUGCCCUGGACGCGGCCAUUGAGGCUCGGCACCUGGAUGCUGCUGUGGCCAUUAUCGACAGCGCUUACGCAACUAAGGCCUUCGUCCGGUCCAAGCUCCUGAGAAGGGCGCUGGUGCCCGUCUCGUGUUUCGCUGCACUGCCCGUCUGUCUCUACGUGAUCGCCUCGGGAAUAUCCCACCUCCAGCACACCAUGGACCGAUCCAUGGCCACGGCCAUCGCCUUUGCUGGCUUCACAACAUACGUGGGCUUCACGUCUGUCAUCGGCCUGCUAGCAUCUGCCACCGGUAACGACCAUAUGAAGCGUGUCACCUGGACUCCCGGAACGCCUCUGACUCAGCGGUGGAUUCGCGAAGAAGAGCGAGCCGCACUCGACAGGGUUGCCUGCUCCUUCGGCUUUUCGGAAUCUCACAGAUACGGUGAGGAGGAAGGCGCCGAGUUUGAGGCGCUGCGCGAGUACAUCCUCCGGAAGGGCAUGAUCCUCGACCAGGUCGAGUUGAUGGAGGGGAUGAGACAAUAG
Molecule: messenger RNA, 1155 nt
Organism: Gaeumannomyces tritici R3-111a-1
Lineage: Eukaryota; Fungi; Ascomycota; Sordariomycetes; Magnaporthales; Magnaporthaceae
Exons: 1
Coding region: 1-1155 (384 amino acids)
Source: RefSeq, a predicted model, not a curated record